Linum trigynum is the source of this 1168-nucleotide messenger RNA. The record is from the annotation of a GenBank genome assembly. Lineage: Eukaryota; Viridiplantae; Streptophyta; Magnoliopsida; Malpighiales; Linaceae.
GCGGAGGGGUCUUUUGGUCAUUUCCUUUUUAACUCAUGGGCCGAAGAUUUGAUUUAUGGCCAAUACUAUGGUGCCGCGGUAAAAAUUGUGGCAUCGGUGACGCUGAAUAUAAUUGGGCCACGUGGAGCUGCUGUGGCAUGAUUAGUUUCAUUCAUCUCAACCAAACCCAGGUGGCCCGUUAGAAAUGGCUCAGUCGACAUGUCCCAAAGUAACGGCAGAGGGAUUUUCCGUUGGAUGCUUUGUUUUUUUUUUUUUACUUGAUUAAAUUAAAAAUCAUGUAACUGCGUAAAAAUUAGAAAACAGAAUACGCUGAUCGACACCGAACGAGCCAGAAGCUUCAUCGAUCUCCCUCGUCGGCGGCCGCGACAAAAUCACUCCCGGCGACUUGUCCGUCGUCGUCGACUUAUCCUUGGAAUAGCAAUGCCGCCAAAGUACCCGACUAUCGCAGGUAAAAUAAGAGAUCCGGCUCCCUCAACGCUGUCCGCCUCGCUUUGCACCGUUUCUGUUGAAAUCGUCAAAACCAAGUUGAACAAAUUUCUCCACCAAUGCAAAGCCUUCCAGGCAUUCAGGUCACCAAUUGAGAUGGAGCCACGUAUUGAAGAAGCUUACCCUAUUGUGAAAACCGAGGCAGACGAAGAUACUACUCCAAGCUUCAAAGAUUAUGUCCAUCAAGCCAUUAAAAGGAUCAUUGGUAUCUCUUCUUCCUCGGAAGAGGAUGACUCCGAUGAGCCUCUUGAAGAUAUAGAUAGCCAAGCUAAGGAGAAUAGUGCCAACAAGCAACUAUUGCUUUAUGAUCCCGGUGCUAGCAGUAAUAUGUAACAUCCCAUUUCGGCUAAAUCCAUAUUUCGAUCGCUAGAAAGUUCGCGAUUUAAAAUCGAGCGUUUUGAUAGUAUUUCGACGAAAAUUGAAUUAUAAAUCGAUCGGAUAAGUAUAGGUAUUAAUUAUAUAUAUAUAUAUAUAUAUGGUGACUUCUACGGUGCCUAGGGCAAAAUCCGGGCACGGGUACCUUGGCCGAUCUUAACCAUUCGUUUUCAAUCUCCACGGCUCACGUUUGUUAAACCUUCCUGCGCACUAAAUAACUAAACAAAUUACAAAAAGGCUCAUGCCGCGUUAAGUCUUUUUUCAUCCUAGUCCAACUAACUGACCCGAUUAAAUUAAAUGGAUUAAG